GAUAGAUAGAUAGAUAGCGUUUUUCCAAAUGUGGACAUCCAAACAUUUGGCAAACCUCUGGGUACAAUACACACACACGCACACAAACACACACACACACAAAAACAACACAAGAUAAUUUACUAAUAGAACUAAGAAAAAAGCGUAGUCCUGUGUUUGCCAGAUACGUCACUGAUGCGUGAGUCGUAUCCAUAUUAUUAAUUUUAUCAUGUCAUUUGAAAUGCCACAACAUUGGAUAGCAUCUUAUAUUCUUUACCAUGUCUGAUUUUGCGAGCGUUGGUGUUAUGCGAAACCGCUUUGUCCAGUAUUAAACGCCAGAUGACGCUCUUGUCUAACGGUCUCGCCCUUUUUUAGCCCAGAUCGUUGGAUGAUUUCCAUACCGAGAAGUUAUCGGUCACGUUUCCUUGUCUAUCAAUAAUCUCCUGGGGAUCAAGCCAGUUUAUGACUGGCCAAGAGUUGCACGUGAUUCUAUUUAAACAUCCCAUAUUUGGGCAUUAUAUGUCGUAUCAAGAAAAAAAAGGAAAAUGAUUUCCUCCACUUAUAAACCCUGCUCUUUUUUAGGACAAACCUGGUCCCCAAGAAAUACAAAUAAAACCCAAUAAACAAAUAAAACUCCCAAACAACUUAUGAAUACUUUAUUAGCUGAUUCAGGCUCUGUUGUGUGGCUUUUGUGAUUCGUUGGAUAUUUUGUUUUGGAUACGAGUGCAUACGUUGCAAAGUCUUUUUCUAAGCAAACGCAAGACACCUCCUCUUGUAGAAUGCACACUUUUGGCAACUAUGGAUCUCUCUCUGAGUUCCACCAGUCCAAUUACGCGUACGAAGGGCUUGAUCUCAGCGGAUCCUUCACUUCUCAAAUCCCCUCCAAUUCUUUGAAACGGGAGGCGAUAAACACAUCUGACCGUGCAAGGACCAGUGCAGCAAUUCAGCGACCACAGUCCUGUUUGGCUCUGGACUCUCGUAGCUUUGUAGGCACUUGCGGGUACAGCCCCCUCAGUCACGGACUGUUGAGCCAAAAAGCCGAAGGGAAUAUGGAAGUUAUGGAGAAGCCCGGCGGAAAGAGCCUCAUGGGCGAUAUCAAAAUGGAGACUUCUUCGGCGAUAAAGCAACAAACUAAUUCAAUUCAGUCUCAGCGUCAGAACCAGUCGCAGCCGCAGAUAUAUCCGUGGAUGACAAAACUACACAUAAGCCACGAAUCUGACGGUAAAAGGUCACGAACCAGUUACACCCGCUUCCAGACUCUGGAGUUGGAGAAAGAGUUCCAUUUCAACCGAUACCUCACACGCCGCAGACGUAUCGAGAUUGCCAAUAACCUCUGCUUGAAUGAGCGCCAAAUUAAAAUUUGGUUCCAGAACCGUCGCAUGAAGUGGAAGAAGGACUCAAAGUUGAAAGUGAAAGGAGGACCAUAAAUAAUGAGUUGUACGGCUUCAACAGCCUGAAAAAACAUGUCAAGGAUCAUUUUUACUGAAAUAAACUAUUUAAAAUUGAGUUUCCUGUUCUACCAUAGUUGAUAAAGUCUUUCAUGUGUCUGCAAUACCAUGUUGUUAUAUGCAUAUGCCCAUAUUUGCCAUAUUUAUUGAUAGUGUCCAUCCCAAGGGUGCAGGAGGUGCUUAUUUGAAUCAUAGGCUAUGAUCUACAACUUUACUUGAAUGUUCUUUGCUAAAAUCGGUUGUACAUAUAGUCUUUACAUAUACCAAGGUGUGCAUAUAAUUACGAUGACUCAAAUGUGUGUCUUUAAGCUUGAACAUUCAUCAAUCUACCAACUGUAUUUUGCAUUUCGAUGUGGCUUGUCUUUUAUUAAUUGUGCUGUCUGUCGUAAUUACAUGAACUAUUAUAUCCACACAAGGAGGGUAAACCGCACACAGUGCUAAUAAGUGUCAUAUUAAUGGCUAUUGUUAUCAUCCGUAAACCAGGAGCCUAUGAAUGGUCCGUUCAAAUACUGUACAAUGAGAAUAUUUACUCUUUUAUAGUAAAUUGUUCGAGUUGGCUAAUUUUAAAGCAGGUACCUUGACUUUUGUUAGACUCGACAGUCUACAUAGGUCACGCUGUGACAGUUUAUAGAUACAUCUUUAACCAAAAAUGCUAUACGACCCAUAGGCCUGCAGUACUUUUGUGCGAAGCGGAUUUGUUUUUGUAAUUAUGAUACAAAUCCUGUUUUCAUGUUAUUCCAACUGUUUGUUUGCUGAAAUGUAUCUGGUACGCCACAUUAAUAAGCUCCAAGUCCUUAAUCAAUUAUUCGCUGUUAAUGCCUAAACACGUCUAUACAGUGGCAAAAUAUCGGCCAUUUUCGUUAGCUCAGGCUUAAAAGCCAACUGUGUCCAAGAAAACAAUGUAGCAUUGUAAA
Molecule: messenger RNA, 2341 nt
Organism: Xyrauchen texanus (razorback sucker)
Lineage: Eukaryota; Metazoa; Chordata; Actinopteri; Cypriniformes; Catostomidae
Product: homeobox protein Hox-C5a-like
Exons: 2
Coding region: 759-1406 (215 amino acids)
Biological process (GO): anterior/posterior pattern specification; regulation of transcription by RNA polymerase II
Cellular component (GO): nucleus
Molecular function (GO): RNA polymerase II cis-regulatory region sequence-specific DNA binding; DNA-binding transcription factor activity, RNA polymerase II-specific
Source: RefSeq, a predicted model, not a curated record